Molecule: messenger RNA, 4245 nt
Organism: Knipowitschia caucasica
Lineage: Eukaryota; Metazoa; Chordata; Actinopteri; Gobiiformes; Gobiidae
Source: the annotation of a GenBank genome assembly
AUGUUAGACCUUCUGGCCACAGUGCCUCGCACUGAGAGGUUGUCUCCAUCCACAGCUCUAACACAAAGAAAUCUUUCUGCAGCCGCCGUACAAUCCCGUCCAUUUUGUCAUUAUGACUUUCUAGAAAUUGGGGAAAUUGAAGAGAACAUUCGCCUUGCUCAAGCAUGCAAAAAAACAAGACAUUUCAUUGUCAACCCAGAUCUUGCUAAUCUUGUCACGCAACACCUUGGACCUGACAUAGAAGAUUCUAGAACGGUUUUGUUUGAAUGUAACCCAGGGCCUGGUGUCCUCACAAAAACGUUGUUGAAGGCUGGAGCCCAAAGAGUGGUAGCUCUUGAAGGAGACAAGUCCUUUCUAUGUGAUUUACAGGAUUUGGAAGGUCGUCUUGAUGGUCAGCUGGAAGUGGUUUUUUGUGACUAUUUUAAACUCGACCCCAUUGGCAGUGGACACGUCAGAGCCCCUGUUAUGUUUACUGACAAACUUUUCGGUGAUCUUGGAAUAUCAGAGGCAAAUUGGACUGAUGAUGUCCCUGUGAAGGUGGUUGUUUAUAGAUACGGAAGGAUUGAGCUCAACCUCCUCAUAAGUGAGAAAGCAUAUCAGAACCUGACGGCCAGUCCUGGUAACAUGAUGAAGUACAGAGCUUUUGGUGUCUUGUGGCAGAUGGCCUGUGAUAUUCAGUUGCUGCACAAGGAGCCAUGGGAAUCAUUUGUGGCCUCUACAAUGCCAAGUGCUCCAACCUCCAGAGGCAAACUCGCUAAUAACCAUCUGUGUCUUGUGAGAUUGCGCCCUCGGGCAGACUUAUUCUCUUCGGGUUUGACUCCCUCUAAUGCUGCCACUCUGUUAAUGAUGGUCAAACAGUGUCUGGCAAAAAGAAAAGUCAAACUUCUCGACAGGCUUAAUCUCUGGUCUCCAGAUAGUGGAAGCAAACUGUUGUCGGAGAUGGGGUUACCCAAGGACAUUCUGACUGGGCAUGUAUAUCCAGAAGAGUAUCUUCGACUGUUUCUUUUAAUGGAUAAGAGCCAGGAGUUCACACAGAGUGAUAUUGGAAGCGAUGAUAACAGCAGAACCAAUGACCUAUCAAAGGAGGAUAAACAUUUGCGCAAGUUAAGACCAAUGGAUCAUGAUGGGCAUUUCAUGAUGGAGGACAGUAUAAUGUCACAAGAGUUGAAUGUCUGUGACAAUUUUGCAGUGUCCUCUGCAAACCUAAAUGAGUUUGCACAAACCCAGAGUAAACAUGGGUCCAAAAAUGAGAUUGUUGAGCAGCAAGUUUCGUCAAAAGCCCCUUUUUACAACUAUGAAAAGUAUGUGCAAGACCCUCUGUAUGAGAACAUCUGUACAACACAACUGGAAGGAGACAGUGAUGAGGUGAUGAAGGAAGUGGAGGACAACUCAGAAGAAUCAAUUUUAUUCCGAUGCCAGUCUCCAGAAACCCUCAUGACUGAUUCCUCAUAUUCAGAAUCAGGAAGUCUACUUGAGACGCCCUACGCCCUAAGUCCUGGGACCAGUCCAGAGCCCCACUCCCCUUUCUCUCUCUCUGAACGGCUUAACAAACAAGGCCAGAGCAGUGCAUUGGAAUUGGCUUCUGAGAAUGUCUUGGACCAUCACUUAACUUGUAUAAUUGGAACCAGUCCUGUAGCAGAAGAAAAGCCUCCGUAUAGUGGAACUGGUGAUCAGGAAACUUCCAAACAAACUUGUCCUAUAACGAUCAGCGCAAAUCAAGAUCCAUCGCAGCUCCUUGAGCGUUUGGAUCAGCUGUCAAAAAGUGGCGAUGAUACUCGGCUCCCUCUAUACCUGCAUGAGAUCGCUGAGGCCUUUGUCUCUCAUGAAGACUAUCAAAGGGCAAUCUGUUGUAUACAACUUGAGAGACUCUAUCACCAGAGACUACUGGAUAAUCUGACUGCACUGCAGAAACAAUGGGAAAGUCAUUGUAACACAACAGACCCAGCUUUGACAUCAAGCCAUCUCGACACUCUUCAGCAGAUAUGCCUCACACACAGCCGACCCAAGACAAUUGGAGUUGAGUGUCCUUUGGAUUCUUUGGCUGUGCCUUCAUGCAGCACAGACUGUCUGAUUGAAGGAAAAAUGGAGCAAUUGCAAAUCUCCUCCGAGAGCUCUUUAUUGGUCCAUACUAUUGAUCUGGGGGAUACAAUAGAUUCUUCUGUGGUCCCAGGGAAUGUUCUGGAAGAUGGUAACUCAAAAAAUAAAGACUGUUCCCAACAUACGCCGUUGAAUGAGAGUGAGUGUAUAGAGGAGCCAGCGGGUGGACCGGAAGGCACCAUGUUAGCUCCUGGAGUUGAGCUACCCCCCUCCAGAGUGGAUGACAUGGAUCAGUCCAAAACCGCAGAGCAGCAAGGGGAGGGUCUGAGUCCUGCCCAAGAACAGGAGGCAGAUGCAGUGGAGCAACAAGAUGUAGAGGAGGCCACCGAGGCUCUGGAGAUGGAGGAUGACGAGGAAGGAGAGGAGGAGGGCCAGAAUGGAAAAGCUUUUAGGUUUUGCCCCAAGACACUUCCAGUGGAGACUGUUGUUAGUGCGGCAGCAGUGGAAAUCCGUCUACAGGAAUCUAAAAGUGAGCCAGAGAUAACCCUUCUCAGCCCAGAGGAGACACAGAUAUCUGGUGAAUCCUGUCUGGGCUCUGACAUGCAGGCUUUUGAAGAGAAUGACCUGAAUCGGCCCUGUUUGGAUUUUGGAAAAGAAGAAGAGGAAGACGACUAUGAGGUUGAGCAGGUGGAUCUGGUCCGAGCAGCUGCUACAUUAGAUGACCUGGCUAAACAGAUCACUGUAGAAGAGUUAAUCCCUGCUCCUGGUCUGGUGUCUAUUUUGAAGAAGAAAGCUGUGUUGAUUGCCUCUCCAACAUCUGCAGGCCCACAAUCUCUGUGUGAUAAACUGCCUGCCAAACGGCGUGUUCGUUUUAAAGUUCCUGAUGACUGCUUUGACAAUGAAAUGGGUGGUGGAGACUCCUGCCUGCUCCUCUUCCUCCUGUGCCUGGUGACUGUCGUGAUCAGCAUUGGAGGGAUGACUCCUGAAGUGCAGCGGGUUGUGAGUCUGGGAAAAGGCAAUGGGCUACAGGCCACAGCCGGGAUCAGGCGAGGGCAGUUGGUGUUUUCUAACGAGCCCCUGGCCGCGUGUGUUACCCUCAAACUGGCCAGCAGCACAUGCCACCACUGCCUCUCGCGACCGGAGACCUUGUUGAGGUGCUCCCAGUGCAAAAUGGCUCGCUACUGCAACAUCACUUGCCAGAAACGAGCCUGGCCUGUCCAUAAGAGUGAAAUUAUCUUUGCCAAGUGUUCCUCUUAUAAAGCAAAUAGUGAGGAACUUUACUCCCUAGAAGAGCUUGAAUCACAUCUCUGCUCCAUGUCUGAACAGAAGAAAGAAGGUCUAUCCCAGCUGGCCUCUAUGUUACAGCUCUAUCUCCAACAGGAAGUCCCUACACUGGCUCAAGCUACUUCACCUGUGCCCCCCUCUUGUCAGGACCCCCUCUGCCUCAUGGGAAAGGUGACGUGCAAUUCUUUCACCAUCAGUGAUGGGGAGCUGCAGGAGAUCGGAGUGGGCCUGUAUCCAAGUUUAUCUUUAUUAAAUCAUGACUGUGAACCAAACUGCGUGAUGGUGUUUGAAGGAACCAAACUCCACCUCAGAGCUGUGAAAGACAUCAAGCCCGGCGAUGAGCUCACUUUAAGUUACAUUGAUUCAUUGGACCUCAGCGAAGACCGGAGGAAGAGACUUGAAGAGCAGUAUCAUUUCACUUGCUCCUGCCAUAGAUGUGACACGAGAGACAAGGAUGCGCUCAUGGUGUCCGGUGAAGAAGCAACAUGGCGACUGCUUAAAGAGGCUCUUCCCAGACUGGAUGAACUAAAGUCUGAAGCAAACUGGCCGGAGCUGCUGGCCGAGUGUAAACGUGUCCUGUCUGCGGCUGCUGACACUGUUCCUGAUCAUAAUCUGUACAAACUCAAAGUCACAGAUGCAGCUUUAGACGCCGGUAUUCAGCUUGGACUCUGGGAAGAAGCUUUAGCAUUUGGACUGAGGACACUUCCAGUUUACAGACUUUACUUUGCUGAUCCACAUCCAGUGCACGGAGUCCAGCUGAUGAGAGUCGGGAAACUGCAGCAUUUCCUUGAACACAUCGCUGAUGCUUUUGACACAUUCAAACAAGCUUUUGAAAUCUUGAAAGUGACCCACGGUGACUCUCACGCUUUGACGUCUGAACUGAAGAUGAAGAUGGAAGAAUGUCGAUGUGAACUAAAUCAAUGA